CAAGCUGGGGCUAGGCUACAGCAGCAUUCACCCGGCGACGAGAGGUGACAGUCGGCUUGUGGGGGUACGUUCCAUUCACCUUCACCGGCGUGACGGCGUGGCCACGGAGACACGGCGGCUGUGUAGUUUUCUUAUCACCUGAUGUUUCCCUCUUAACGACCGGCCGCCACCAUGCCAGAGGAGGAAACUAUCAACGUAAAGGAGGUGGAGAUCAUCAAGGUGAUCUUGGACUUCCUCCACUCCAGGAAGUUGCACAUCAGUAUGCUGGCGCUGGAGAAGGAGAGUGGCGUCAUUAACGGGCUUUACUCGGACGACAUGCUCUUCCUCAGACAACUGGUGCUUGAUGGCCAGUGGGAUGAGGUUUUGCAAUUCAUUCAGCCUCUGGAAUGUAUGGAGAAGUUUGACAAAAAGAGGUUCCGUUAUAUAGUGCUAAAGCAGAAGUUUCUGGAAGCCCUGUGUGUGAAUAACGCCAUGUCUGCUGAGGAUGAGCCACAGCACUUGGAGUUCACCAUGCAGGAGGCGGUCAAGUGUCUGCACGCCUUAGAGGAGUUCUGCCCCUCAAAGGACGACUACAGCAAACUGUGUCUGCUGCUCACCUUGCCUCGUCUCACAAACCACGCAGAGUUCAAGGACUGGAACCCGAGCACGGCCAGGGUGCAGUGUUUUGAGGAAGCCUGCACCAUGGUGGCAGAGUUUAUCCCCGCCGACCGAAAGCUGAGCGAGGCAGGAUUCAAAGCAAGCGGGGAUCGCCUCUUUCAGCUGCUUCUCAAGGGAGUUCUCUACGAGUGCUGUGUGGAGUUCUGCCAGAGCAAGGCAACGGGGGAGGAGAUCACAGAGAGCGAGGUUCUGCUGGGUGUUGACAUGCUGUGUGGUAACGGCUGCGACGACGUGGACUUGUCCCUUCUGUCGUGGAUGCAGAACUUGGGCCACAGCGUCUUCUCCUGCGCAUUUGAACAGAAGCAGCUCAACAUCCACGUGGACCGCAUAGUUAAACCUGCAAAAACUGGCUACGCCGAUCUGCUCACACCGCUCAUCAGCAAACUGUCUCCCUACGCAUCCUCCCCGAUGCGCCGGCCCCAGUCGGCCGACACCUACAUGUCACGCUCUUUGAACCCGGCGCUGGACGGGUUGUCCUACGGGCUGUCCGGCCAGGAUAAACGAGCAAGCGGCGCGGACGUGGCACCGGGUAAAGGUGUCUCUCCUAUGUCUCACUCUUUUGCCAACUUCCACUACCCAGGGAACGGUGGACAGAGCCUGAGCAGGAGCCUCAUGAUGGAGAGCUCAGACUGCCACAGCAUCUUUGAAGAAUCGCCUGAAACGUCCAGGACGGAGACGCCUGUGGACAAAAUGUUGAAUUCUGGUGAAGGUCAGAUUUCGCGUCCCGCCUCAGCUCCUGGGGAAGAUGCACCUUUAGCUGACGCUGCUGAAAGGAACGAGCUGUGGGAUUCCACGGAGAAGUACGAGGAGUAUUAUCGUCAGCGCCUGCGUGUGCAGCAGCACCUGGAGCAGAAACAGCAGCAGAGGCAGAUGUAUAAGCAGAUGCUGCUGGAGGGAGGAGUGCAGCAGGAGCCACCGCCUGAUGACAUGCAGCACAGCCUCACAGAAAAGUUCCUCAACAAGUCCAUCCAAAAGCUGGAAGAACUAAACCUGGGCAGGGAGAGUUUAGGAGAUGAGGUCAAGUCUUUGGCCGAGCACUGUAACGGCAACCUGCCUUCUUCAGAGUGCAACAACAACCCUCCAUCCUCCACCCCGGAGCACGACAGGAGCCAAAGGAGCGACGUGCUCAGCAGCACACCACAACACCAUGCAGUGGGAGGCCGUGCAGUCCCAGCCCCGAGUGAAUCCCCUGUUAUCUCACAGAGUGGGCAAAAUCACAAGGCCGGCUCACAUGGUGACUCCCCAGGAUCAUUGUCUCGCUGUAAAGAGGGUGACAAGGAAAAAAGCUUGUUUGUGCCAGUACACACUCUAGAGGACACUCAGGCCAUCCGUGCGGUCGCCUUCCACCCCUCAGGGGCACUCUACGCCGUUGGCUCAAACUCCAAAACGCUUCGAGUCUGCGCUUAUCCAGAAACCCUUAACCCAAGUGGUUCAAGUCCAGUGAAGCAGCCGGUGGUCCGCUUUAAAAGGAACAAACACCACAAAGGGUCCAUCUACUGCGUGGCCUGGAGCCACUGUGGGCAGCUACUGGCAACAGGAUCCAAUGACAAAUAUGUCAAAGUUCUUCCUUUUAGUGCGGAGACGUGCAACGCCACAGGCCCAGACUUGGAGUUCAGUAUGCACGACGGCACCAUCCGGGACUUGGCCUUUAUGGAGGGUCCAGAGAGCGGCGGCGCCAUCUUGAUCAGUGCUGGUGCAGGAGAUUGUAACAUCUACACUACCGACUGUCAGCGAGGACAAGGCCUGCACGCCCUGAGUGGACACACAGGUCACAUCCUGUCUCUCUACACCUGGGGAGGAUGGAUGAUAGCGUCGGGCUCCCAAGAUAAGACGGUGCGCUUCUGGGACAUCAGAGUGCCCAGCUGUGUGCGAGUGGUGGGCACCGCCUUCCACGGCUCCGGCAGUCCCGUCGCCUCGGUGGCAGUUGACCCGAGCGGACGUCUCCUGUCCACAGGACAGGAGGACAGCGCCUGCAUGCUGUACGACAUCAGAGGCGGGCGCAUCGUGCAGGUGUAUCGGCCUCACAGCAGCGACGUGCGCUCAGUCAGGUUCUCGCCCGGUGCACAUUACCUGCUCACGGGGUCCUACGACGCCAAGGUGGUGGUCACCAACCUGCAAGGUGACCUGACCAAGCAGCUGCCUCUGACUGUGGUGGGCGAGCACGGUGACAAGGUAAUCCAGUGUCGAUGGCACACCGACGACCUCUCCUUCCUGUCAUCCUCUGCCGACCGCACCGUCACACUGUGGACUCACAACCCAUGAGUACACACACACACACACGACCCUUAAGUACACGCACACAACCCAUAAGUACACAAACACACAUAACCCUUAAGUACACACAACCCAUAAGUACACACACACAUGACCCUUAAGUACACACACACAUGACCCUUAAGUACACACACAACCCAUAAGUACACACACACACAACCCAUAAGUACACACACACAACCCAUAAGUACACACACAACCCAUAAGUACACACACACACACACACAACCCAUAAGUACACACAUACAUAACCCAGAAGUACACACAUACACACACACAACCCAUAAGUACACACACACAACCCAUAAGUAGAUGCACACACUCGUUUAAACACACAACUGCUUCUGGAUCUCACCCAACACAUGAAAAGCACAUGUUGCACACUGCAUCUGUUGUCACGGCAACCGGCACAAAACACUGGAGCGCUAAUCACUGGGUCACAUACACACACACACAUUCAUUUUGAGACUCACACACACGUCACAACAGGUUGCAUGUGCGUUGAACAAACAGGACCGAGCUUUUUUUCAUCAUGACGGUGCCUUUCUUCAAAUUGUUUUAACACCACAUUCCAUCUUGUACUUCCGCUUCCGCAUCUUGUAGUCCCGCUGCUUUGGUUUGGGACUGGUGUUAAAGGCCAACUGAAACCCACUACUACCCACCAUGCAGUCUGAUAGUUUAUAUAUCAAUGAUGAAAUAUUAACAUUGCAACACAUGCCAAUACGGCCUUUUUAGUUUACUAAAUUAUAAUUUUAAAUUUCCCGGGAGUUUCGUCUUGGAAACGUUGUGUAAUGAUGACGUGUACGCAAGACGUCACGGGUUUUUAGGAAGUAUGAGCGCUGCGCACACACACAGCUAAAAGUCGUCUGCUUUAACGGCAUAAUUAUACAGUAUUUUGAACAUCUGUGUUGCUGAAUCUUUUGCAAUUUGUUCAAUUAAUAUUGGAGAAGUCAAAGUAGAAAGAUGGAGUUGGGAAGCUUUAGCCUUUAGCCACACAAACACAACGUGAUUCCUUGUUUAAAAUUCCUGGAGGUGAAACUUUCCUAUGGAUCAGAGCGCGGUCAAGAGAACAUGGAUCCCGACCACAUGUCAACCAGCAGGUUUAGGUGAGAAAAUUGUGGUUAAAAAGUCGCUUCUUGCCGGAGAAAAGCUGAGCUUGUGCCGUCCAUAGCUGCCGUCGACUCCCCUGAGACACUGCGCGUCAAGACACCCGUGGACACACACCUCCGACUAUCAGGUACUAUUUAACUCACUAAAACACUAGCAACACAAUAGAAAGAUAAGGGAUUUCCCAGUUAUCCUAGUAAAUGUGUCUAAAAACAUCUGAAUCCGUCCCAAUGCAAUGCGUUUUUUUUUGUAGUCCGUCGCUAUCAAUAUCCUCAAACAGGAAUCUUUCAUCCUCGCUCAAAUUAAUGGGGAAAUUGUCGUUUUCUCGGUCCGAAUAGCACUUUUUGUUGGAGGCUUCCAUUAAAAAUAUUGUGAAUAUGUGAGGAGCCAUCAAACAUGUGACGUCAUCGUCUGCGACUUCCGGUAGAGGCAGGGCUUUUCUCUUAGCACCGAAAGUUGCAAACUUUUUCGUCAAAGUUCUCUACUAAAUCUUUUCAGCAAAAAUAUAGCAAUAUCGCGAAAUGAUCAAGUAUGACGCAUAGAAUGGACCUGCUAUCCCCAUUUAAAUAAGAAAAUCUCAUUUCAGUAGGCCUUUAAGUCCCUCUCUAAAUCCACAACAGCCUUCCUAACUCUGCUGUUGCUUUGACGACGCGUCGCUCUUUCAAAUGUUUCAAAAGUGAAUAAUCAGUGUUUUCUCUUUUAAGCCUUGCAAUGACAGAUUGUGUUUAAAGGGAAUGCAAUUUUUUGCUGUUCUAUGGUAAAACCAGUAGGGGGCAGUAGUUGAAUUGUUUGCAGUCAAUGGAACUGUUCACAUACUUAUUUUACAGCCAGUAUUUAAUUUCUUGACAUUUAAUGCACUUUUUUUUCAACUUUGUUUCCUUUUUUGAAAAACAUGUUUUAACAAAUAACAUCAAACUAAUGCAUAAAUUGUCCUAUUUAUUUAUUUUUAGUUGUAAUUGUACAGAUUUGUAAAUGCUGGUGGCUGAUGUAUCGACCUGAUACUUUAGUUUUAUUUAACUCAAGCUAACAGAUGUUAAAUAAAGUGUCUUUUAACCAGA
This is a messenger RNA of Nerophis ophidion (straightnose pipefish), 5096 nucleotides long. RefSeq names its product WD repeat domain 47a (gene wdr47a). The record is from RefSeq and is a predicted model, not a curated record. Lineage: Eukaryota; Metazoa; Chordata; Actinopteri; Syngnathiformes; Syngnathidae. The transcript is spliced from 17 exons. Gene Ontology annotation, molecular function: protein binding. The coding region runs from base 172 to 2919 and encodes 915 amino acids.